AACAAAAAAAAUAUUCUCAUUAUAUCACAAAAUUUAUUCUUUCUGUCACCUAACUAUUUGAAGAUCAUUUUCUUCAUUCUCAUAUCUACUAAAGUAGUCCUAACUAUAAAACAUGUAAUACUAUCUCCACAUAAAAACAAUUCCAUUUUUCAAUUUCUUUCUUCUAGUAGGGGUAUUUUUUUUAUGGACACACUAUUAAACAAUCACCGUCCAAUUAGUCAGCACUCACUGUAGAAUUUCUUCCCGAUUUAAAGUGUCAAACUAGUGUAUACAAUGUCCAUUCUAUGAUAAUCAUCUCUCUAAAGACUAAAAUGGAAGCCACAAAAUCCAAGAUAGUAGUCCACGACGUCCCACCCUACCUCCGCGUCUACCACGACGGCACGGUCGAGCGCCUCCUCGGCACCGGCUUCGCCCCCGCUUCCCUCGACCCCUCCACCUCCGUCUCCUCCAAAGACAUCCUCCUCCACCCCGAAACCAGCCUCUCCGCCCGCCUCUACCUCCCCACCCCCUCCCCCUCCACCAAACUCCCCCUCGUCCUCUACUUCCACGGCGGCGCCUUCUGCAUCUCCUCCUCCGCCGACCCCUUGUACCACUCCAUGCUCAACUCCCUCGCCCGCCGCGCCCAAGCCCUCCUCGUCUCCGUCGACUACCGCCUCGCCCCCGAGCACCCCCUCCCCGCCGCCUACCACGACUCCUGGUCCGCCCUCCUCUCCCUCUCCUCCUCCCCCGAUCCCUGGAUCGCGCAACACGCGGAUUUCGACCGAGUCUUUUUGGCCGGGGACAGCGCCGGCGCCAACAUCGCCCACCACCUCGCCAUCCGAGUUGGUGCAGGCCGGGAGGUGGGGUUCGGGAUCCGCGGGGCGCUGAUGGUGCAGCCGUACUUCUGGGGGGAGGAGGCGAUGGGGCCGGAGAGGGAGAAUCCGGUGUUCAAGGCGGUGGUGGACGGGUGGUGGAGGUUCGUGUGCCCGUCCGAGAAAGGGUGCGACGACCCGAUGAUCAACCCGUUCGUGGACGGGGCGCCCGGGAUGGAGGGGUCCGGGUGCGGGAGGGUGCUGGUGUGCGUGGCGGGGAAUGAUAUUUUGCGGGAGAGAGGGAAGCUUUAUUACAAGGUGUUGAGCGAGAGCAAAUGGGAGGGGAAGGCGGAGCUGUUUGAGACGGAAGGGGAGGAUCAUGUGUUCCAUAUCAUCGACCCCACGUCGCAAAAUUCGAGGGAUUUGUUGCAGAGAUGUGCGGAUUUCAUCAACCAAGGAUGAUUUUAGAGUGUUAAUUAGGUUUCUUUGUUUAUGCUCUUUGUUGUUGUGUGAGAGAUUGAAAUAAUUGUGAUGGGGUUGACUAAAACAAUAACUAUGUCUUUUGAAAUGCUUGUUUGGUUAAAGUUAGAAAAAUAAAAGAAAUACAUCUAGAAAAUUAAAGAUA
Molecule: messenger RNA, 1416 nt
Organism: Salvia splendens (bonfire salvia)
Lineage: Eukaryota; Viridiplantae; Streptophyta; Magnoliopsida; Lamiales; Lamiaceae
Product: alpha/beta-Hydrolases superfamily protein
Exons: 2
Coding region: 285-1253 (322 amino acids)
Molecular function (GO): hydrolase activity
Source: RefSeq, a predicted model, not a curated record